AAAUGAAUAUAGUCAUGAUAUAAUUACUGUACAUCUUAAGAUGCUAAAAAUGAUUUUAAGUUCUUAAAUAUUUAUCAAUAUGUUCAUUUUAUAUUGCUAUUUAAUUGCCAUCCUUUUCCGCACCCAGCUGACGCUCACCCAUGCUGAUUAGAAAUAAUGGAAGCUAAAAAUAUAUAAUUUGUGACUGUAUCUUUAUCUUCAGAUGUCUUUUUUCAAGCAUAAUGCGUUAGUUUUUGUGUCUAUGAGAGCAUAAAAGGAGAUCUGAUAAGAAAUUAAUCUAAAUGUUUCAUAUCUUUUGGAAUCUGUUCAAAAUUGUUCACAUGGAAGGCCAGAGAGAAAUAUGGAGAAAGUAAAGAAGCUGCCUUUGCAUUAGCCUUCUAGGAAAUAAGUUUUACAUAUCAUCUGAAAAGUCAAGUAAAUUUGUUAAAUUUGAACUAAAACAACAUUUUGUUUAUUUGAAAAAAUUGCUAUCAUUUCCCUUCGUGCCAUAUUCUUAUGAUCACAGGAAUGAGGGUAUGUUCUGACCUCAUGUUAGUUCACAUUUGGUAACUAACGCCGUAAUAGCGCUAAUGAAGAUGAGGUAUGUAUAGUUUCAAAUGUAUUAUUGUUGGUGAAUACACACCUUGCUCAUAGCAUUUUCCUUGACUUGCUAACACAUGAAGACUACUAGCCUCCUGGUUUUCACUAGGGUUUACCGUAUGUUAGUUAUCACAAGUUAAUACUUCUGAGCGUGUCUGCCCUGCGGAGGAGCUGUGCUCUUACAGGUCCAUCUGCUGAGGCACUGGGAGGAGUGAGACUGUGGAGCACACUGCGGAGCGUAGAUGUACUGGGGUUUAGAUACUUCUCUUCUGGGAACAAAUGCAUCUAGACUCUAGCUCUAGAUACCAUUUCUUUUCCUGGAGGUGAUUUCCAAGCUUCUUCUGUGUUAUUUUUGCUUCCAAGCAUUAAAUACUUCUGACUCCUACUAAACUAAUCCAGAAAUGGUAGGCUACUUUUUCCUUGCCAGUACUUGCACAUUUCAUUUGGCUCACUGUUUGCUCUACCUGUUUGUUCGGAGAAAAAGCAUAUGCAAGCUGUUGUGUGACUCUGCUAACUGCUAAGAGGCAUCUGACUGAAGUGAGAGUCUUCAGGACUUCUCUUUGUGGAUGUCGUUGUGAAGGGUUUCACAUUUGGCUAAUGGUUACUUCCUGAAGCUUGCUGUGUCAAGAGAAGGUGAUGGUGGUGGGAACUGCUCAUCCUACUCUCUGGACAUACGUAUAUAUAUGAAUUUUAAAGAAUGAGGAAGCAUCAUUGCGUGAAGCGUAUUCAGAUCUAAUGGCACAGCAAAAUAGCACAAUUGAUGAGAACAGAAAACUCAUAGGAAAGGUAAAAACACUUGAGGAGAUGUUAGAGGAUAUGAAGAAACAGAAGUUCCAAGUGGAACAGGAACUCCCUAAAGUGAGGGAAGCUGCAGAAAAUGAGCGGAAGAAUCUGCAAAAGGACAUGCAAGAGAUCUGUCUUCAGAAAACCAAGGCUGAGCAAGAGGCAAAACAGUGUCGUACAGAUCUAGAGAGCCUUGAGAAAGAGAAAGCAGAGGCAAAGCAGGAGUUGGAGCAUGUGAGGCAGCUCAUUUUUCAGGCAGAGACUCAAAGGAGUAUACUGGAAGAAAACCUCCGGGCUUUUCGAAAUCAAAUAGAAGAAAGCACCUUUACUAGAAGAAACCUUGAAGAGCAUCUAAGAAGAAAAGAUACAAAUCUUCAUGAUUUAGAGCAACAAAAAAAAUCCUUAAUGCAGGAGCUGAAGAAAAAAACAGAAGGAGAAGAGAAACUUAUGAAAAUGAUAAAGCAAAUGGAACAAGAUCUUGAAUUUAAAGGAUAUUUAUCAGAAAUAAAGUUGCAAGAAAAAGAGAAGACUGAAGCCAGAAGAAAGGUUGUUGAAGGCAGGUACUCUGUAACUAGAGAAACUGUCCUGCCUACUUACACAGCUGGGCAAGGCAGUCAAUGUAAGACUCACUCUGAAAUUACAGGUUUCCAGAAGAAACAAGAAGCAAAAAAAGUAGAAGAGCUUAAACAGAAGAUAGAUGAGCUAACUCUUGCCAACAGAAAAGCUGAUAAAGCUAUUAAAGACCUGAAAUAUGAACUGAAUGCAACUGAGCUUCAGAAAUCAUCAGCAGAAGACAAGUCUCAUUUAUUAAAAGAAAAAUUAGAUGAAGCCAACAGUGCACUGAAGUGCCUAAAAAUUAAGUUGGAGGAAAAAGACCAAGUAGAGCAGGGAUAUUUGCAACAGCUGAAAGAACUUGAAAAGCAGCUACACAGAACAACAGAUAAAGCUGAUGAGGUGAUGCAAGAAGCUAUAGGUCUUAAGAAAGUUAAGAUGAACUAUCAGGAGGAGCUGAAAGCUGUCCAGCAGGAAAAGGCACAGCUGAAAAGAGAAGUAGAGGAAUUAACUAGAUCACAGACAAAAACUGAAAUCACCAUAAAGCAGUUAAAUUCACAAAUCAGUUCACUUCAAAAAGAGAAAGUGGCAGCUGAAUACAGAACACAGUCAUGCAAAGGAGAAGCAAGCAGUCUUGAAGACCAAUAUAAGAAAAUUCAGGAACAAUUGCUUCAAAAAACAAAAGUAGAGAAGGAAAACCAGCAGGAACUUCAGAUGUUGAAAGAUGAAUUAGCCAAAAGCACUCAGGCAUCAGAAACAUUGAAACAAAAGAUAGAGGAGCUUCAUAAAUGGAAUACUGACACAAAACUACGCAUGAAGCAAAUUCAGUCUGAAUCAGAGAAGAUAUCUCUGGAAAAGCAAAGUAUUCAGAGGAAAAAUGAUGCAUUGAAAACACUAGCAGAUGGUUUCAAAGAGCAACUGCGUACAACAAAUGAACAGUUGCACAAGCAAACAAUAAUUGAGCAAGAAUUCAUAUGUAAAGUCAAAAGCCUAGAAGAUGAGCUAGCAAAAACAAAAGGCUUAGUCAGUGAAUAUAAACAAAAAUACGAUAAACAAAGUGCUUCCACCCUAACCAUUAACCUAGAGGUCAAAAAUCUAAAUGCACAAGUGAAUGCUCUAACUAUGGAAAAGACAGUGAAUGAGCAAAAAAUGCAACUACAACAAGCUCAUGUUCAAGAGCUAACUGGUAAACUAAAAAAAUUACAGGAUGAACUCCACCAGAAGACUCUGGAUGAACAAAUGGCACGUAAAAAGAUGGUUCUGUUUCAGGAAGAAUCCAUUAAGUUUAAACACUCUGCAGAGGAAUUUAGGAAAAAAGUUGAAAAAUUACUAGAAUCCCAUAGCAUCACAGAAAAAGACAUUUCUGGCAUAAAACUGGAAUGUGUUGCUCUUCAGCAGGAAAAGAAUAUGGCUGAGGAAAACAUCAUGUUGUACAAGAUGCAAAUUGAAGAUCUGCAAGAAAGGCUUAAAAAAUGUCGUGAACAACUGCAGCAGGGGAAGCAUGCUGAGAUGGACUAUCAUCAGAAAUGCAGGAAACUUGAGGAAGAAUUGGAAGUGCAGAAGCACAUGGUUGAGAACUUGAAACAGAAAAUGGACCUGCAGGCCAGGGAGAGUGAACACAGAUUUCUUUUGUUUCAGAAUGAAAUUCAACAAAAUAAUAAUAUCAAAGAUUCUGGAUUUAAAUUGAGCUGUGAGAGAAGAGGAAAUAAUUUCGGUUACCUGAAUGACACCUCAGGUAGGGAUUUUGAACAACUCCAUGCACAUGCAAAACCUAGCUCACCUUUGGUAAAGCAGAAACAAGAGAGAUCAGGUUUUAAAUCUGGUCAAACAGAAGAAAAUACACUGUACGUGAGUGCUGACGAUACGGUAUCAAGAGAGGUCCAGUUCCAGUUGUCAAGAAUAAACCAAUCAUUAGAAGAAGAUGCAAGUCCACAAUCUUUUACAGGAUUUGUUUCUCAGACAAGUACACAGUUGCAGAUAACUUUUGAUAAAGCAAGCCAAAUUACUGGAAUAUCAGAAAUAGACCAGUUAAGAGACAUGAACCUACAUAGUUCCAGACAAACUGUUAGAUGUGGAGAAGACAUGAAGCAUGAAUUAGGAUUAGUAAAACUGCAUCCCUUGGAGAUAGUGAAGAACAAGCAGUAUGACAUGCAUGUUGAAGUUACAACAUUAAAACAAGAAAAUGACAAGACUUUUGGUAAUGAAGAGAGAAUGUUUGAGGGAUGCAAAACAUCUGAAGGGUUUAGGAGAGAAGACUUUGCAAAGAUGAGUUCUUUCUUAGGGGAAGAGAUUCUGAAAACUGUUGAUGAUGCUACUCAAUUGGAAUAUUUUAUGGAGGAAUAUGAUGAUAUUAAAUUUCAAGGUCUCAGACAUGAUGUAACUGCCAGACAGUUAACUGAAGUUAAACUUCUGGACAGGCUCACAGUUGAGCAGCUCCGUUCAGGGCAGAAAACUAUUGAUGAGAUUCAGAAAAAUCUCGAAAAUUUUUUAACUAAACCUACAGCUAUAGCUGGGCUGUACCUUGAAUCCAGCAAAGAGAUACUCUCUUUUGCUUUAGCAGCAAAGAGAAAAAUCAUAGGAAAAGCAUUAGCAUUAGCAUUUUUAGAAGCCCAAGCAGCUACUGGUUUUAUCAUUGAUCCAACAACAGGUCAGAAAUUCUCUGUUGAUGAUUCAGUUGUUAGAGGGCUUGCAGAUAACGAAUUCAAGAGUAGACUGCUUGAGGCAGAAAAGGCUGUUUUGGGAUAUCAUUGUUCUGGUAAAGUAAUAUCUGUGUAUCAGGCUAUGGAAGCUAGACUCCUAGAAAGGCAAAAAGGUAAAAAUAUCCUUGAAGCUCAAAUUGCAAGUGGGGGAGUCAUUGAUCCUGUAAGAAGUGUCCGUGUCCCUCCAGAAAUUGCAGUGCAGCUUGGUUUGAUUAGUAACACAAUUUUAAAAUUUUUGCAUGAACCUUCUAGUAAUGCAAAAUGUUUUCACAAUCCAAAUGACAGGAAAGCUAUGUAUUACUAUGAUUUGCUGAAAAUGUGUGUGUUCAGCGUAAACAGUAAAUGCUUUCUGAUUCCGGUUGGGGAAAGGAAAAUAAGCAGCCCAUCAGCAGAGAAAUGUCAUAAAAUUUCUGUAGUAGACAUCAGAACAGGAGCUGAAAUGACUUCGUAUGAGGCUUACCAAAAAAAUUGUGUUGAUAAAACUACAUAUCUUGAGCUUUCAGAACAGGAAUUCGAUUGGAAAGAGUCUACAUGUUUUGAUUCCUAUGGGAAUUCUUCUCUUUUGCUUACAGAUCUUAAAACUGGUGUACAGUUUAAUAUUGAGGAGGCCUUAAAACAGGGUAGAAUUGACAGAGCAUUAGUUGAUGGCUAUAAGGAAGGUCUCAUCACAGCUAAUGAGUUUGGUGACAUUUUAGUUAGCAGUUCUCAAACAAAUAAAGAUCUACACAGUCCUAUUGCAGGGUUUUGGCUUGCUGAAACCAAUGAAAGAAUUCCAGUUUUAAAAGCCUCACGCAGAAACUUGGUAGAUAGAAUUACUGCUCUCCGGUGUCUCGAAGCUCAGGUUGGUACAGGAGGCAUAAUUGAUCCAUUUACUGGGAAAAGGUACAGUAUUUCAGAAGCUUUGCAAAGGGAGUUAAUUGAUGAUGGUUGUGCCAAGCAAAUUCAGCAGUGUGAACUAGUCUUUACUGGGAUCAUUCACCCUGUAAGGAAGACAGUUAUGUCAGCUAUUGAGGCUAUGAAUGUAAAUGCCCUAGACAAAGAAACGGGCGUUCGCUGCCUGGAGUACCAGUACUUGACUGGUGGGUUGAUAGAUCCAAAAUCUCAUUCCAGAUUAUCAAUGGAAGAUGCAAUUAAGAAUGGUGUUAUUGAUGCUGUCACAGCUACAAAGAUCAAAGAUGAAAAAUUUUAUGUUAAAUCUAUAACAUGCCCAAGAACAAAGAAGAAGUUAACCUACAAAGAAGCUUUAGAGAGAGCUAUUUUUGACUGCCACACUGGGCUACGACUAUUAGAAGCUGCUCAGCCCUUGAAAACGGGGAUUUCUAGUCUUUACUAUGCUUCGUAAUGGAACAAAAAUAUUUGUACUCAUUUUUGGGCCUAGUCUAAAAUCUGUUCUGGUCUGGGAAAUGAUCUCUGUUGACCUCUGCAGAACAUUAUGAAUAGUGUUUCAUAUUCUGAUAGGGAAUUAAAUUACAAUUACAUACCCAAUUAAAAAAAAAUCCAUUGAAGCAAAAUAUCCUCAAUUUUAGUUAUGAUCAAGGAAGGGCUUAAGCAUGUUUUCUAAGUGCUGAUAAAUUUCAGAUUGCUAAUAGGUUCUAUUACUGGACAAAAAUGUAUUUUCCUCUGUGGAAAAAGAUGAAGUUUUUUUAGCAUUUUUCUCGUAUUGUCCUUUUUUCUAUAGCUGUAAAAGCAGUAUAUUCUUCCUAAUUGUAAUUUAGUAAUCCAUGUGUAUAGAUUGCAAAAUACUGAUGUCUCGUGCUGGUUGUACAUAUGCACACUUGAGGGUAAUGCAAAGGCAGCAAUUCAAAGAUACUUUAUAUGCAAACAUUGUUUAGAUUUUAUCUGAUGAGUAAUGGCUGGGAAGCUAUGCUUUUUCUGUAAUAUCAAUCAUUUUAUAAUGACUGUACAUGUGUAUGAAUAAGCACCAUAAUCACAAUCUUUACAAAUCUUUUGGAGGAAUUAUUCUGUUAAUGUCUAUAAUUGCAUGACAUUUUUGUUCCUAUAUCAAAGUGUCAUAGUACUGCAUGUGGUGAAUAAAUAAAAAGAAAUGACUUUAUGGUUAUGUGGUAA
Molecule: messenger RNA, 6680 nt
Organism: Dromaius novaehollandiae (emu)
Lineage: Eukaryota; Metazoa; Chordata; Aves; Casuariiformes; Dromaiidae
Product: plectin-like
Exons: 3
Coding region: 1315-5955 (1546 amino acids)
Biological process (GO): wound healing; intermediate filament cytoskeleton organization; cell-cell adhesion
Cellular component (GO): intermediate filament; intercalated disc; plasma membrane
Molecular function (GO): structural molecule activity
Source: RefSeq, a predicted model, not a curated record